Molecule: messenger RNA, 655 nt
Organism: Rhizophagus irregularis DAOM 181602=DAOM 197198
Lineage: Eukaryota; Fungi; Glomeromycota; Glomeromycetes; Glomerales; Glomeraceae
Source: RefSeq, a predicted model, not a curated record
AUGAUAACAAUGACAUUAUUAAAUGAUCUAAAUGGAUUACAGAAACCAGAUAAUCACUACACAUUAGUUUUAUAUCCAGGUGCUGAAACAUAUGAUUCUCUUAGAAAUGCACUAGCUCCUUUAAUUUCUGAUUUAAAUGUAUUAAAAGAGAGAGGUUUUUAUCAAAUAGGUGGUAAUCAUUGGCCAGUAGAAUUGUAUUUCAGUUCUGAUUGGAAAUUUUUGGCAAUUUGUUUGGGAAUGAAAGCUGCUAACGUACAAUACUUUUGUCCUUGGUGUGAUUGUAGCAAAAAUGAUAUUAUUACUACGUCAAAAACAAUUAACAAAUCAAUGGAUGAUAUUAAAAUUAAUUACAAACAAAUAAAUGGCCACAUCAAAGAACUAUUAUUUUAUAUGAUACCACUACAAAAUUGGGUAGUUGAUGAAUUGCAUAUUUUUUUGCGGAUAACAGAUAGAUUUUGGGAGUUAAUGAUUUCUGAUCUUCGCCGUGAAACUGCAGAUGAAGAAAUUUGGAAAGCCAAAAUUUUAUUGGAAAUGCAGAGGCUUAACAUAUCAUUUCAAUUUUGGCAUGAAAAAAAUACCAAUAAUUUAUUAUACACUUCGCUGAUGGGUCCAGACAAAUUAAAAAUCCUCAAAGGAUUUGAUCUUUUUGCUGUUU